Messenger RNA from Ostrea edulis (European flat oyster), 2363 nucleotides. Its product is annotated as inner centromere protein-like. The coding region runs from base 327 to 1106 and encodes 259 amino acids. The record is from RefSeq and is a predicted model, not a curated record. The transcript has 6 exons. Lineage: Eukaryota; Metazoa; Mollusca; Bivalvia; Ostreida; Ostreidae.
UAUUCUAUGAAUAUUCAACUAUACGUAAACUGUACUUGAAAUGGUAAGGAACCACGUCAUGCAUCACCUAGAAUCAGCCAAAACCCCCCCUCGGAACCCCCAGUACGUGCAUCCAGCCAAACAGUAAACACACGCGCAGUGUGCCGGAUGACUAAAUAAACGCAGCAGGAGCCAAAAAGAUUGCAAAACAAAGAAGACAAUUUUUGGCACGCGUGUGUAGACGUAGUAUGUAAACGAGUCGCAGAAAGAAAAAACCCCGACAUUAUUGGGGACGAAAUAAAAGUGGAAUCACCGAACAUUGGCGUGACUAUGUAUGAAAACACAACAUGAAAGCCUUCAUAGAAUCUUUACUAGACUUGUUCGAACAAGAAACAGAGGACAUGAUAGACGCCAUUGAAGAGAGUCGGAUGGAACUUCGAGGAACCAUGCUGGACUUCGAAGACGAAACCGAACAGUUAAGAGCGGAAUCACGAAUGUUAGAACAACGACGAGUUGAGUACGAGAAAGAUGCGGUAGACAGGUACUUGGAAAAGAAAGGACGGAAGGGCCAAGGCUCCAGAGCCUCAUCUAGAAUCUCAAUCGUUAACGAACGAGAUGAAGCACGGAGUCGAGCAGCAGUAGUGGAGUAUAUCCGGAAAAAGAAGGACAGAAGCGGAAGUUCCCUCAGCGUGCACAGUAACCCAAGCCGUCAUUCACCCAGCAAUGAACGUCCAAUUAGCGUCAUCAGUUCCAGAAGUUUGCCCACUCCUGUUAUGUCCCAAAAAACCAUCGAAGAGGAGACCGAUUUGAUAAUGAAGAACAUGACAGCAGCCGACAAUCAGAUGGAGUAUCAGAGACAUCGCCAUGCCGAGAUGUUGGAGAAGAGAAGACAGGAGAGAGCAGUGAAGAAGAAGACGACAGAAGAAAAGGCAUUGGAACUGCUGGAGAAGGCGUUACUGGUGGACAAACAACUAGCAGCCAAGAAAGAAAUGCAGAACAAAAAGUUACAAGAACGCUUGGAUGAAAUGAAAAAGAAGAAAGAACGCGACUCGGCUUCUCGUGCCGACUCAAGGACAGACGACAAGGGACACACGAAUGAAGCUUUUGAAGACCUCGACAGAUUCUAAAAUCAAAUCAAAAAGAUAUACCGGCAAAGUGUUCAGUCGGGCAAAACGAAUUUUCAGGAACUCUCUGCGCGUGGACCAUAGAGAUUAUAUAUAUACAAGUACCUCAUCAUUUGUGUUAGAAUGCACCAAGGUCCAGUUAUUCACAACAUAGGAUUGAUUUGAAUAUCUAUUUACAGAGGAAAAAACUUGUUGAGGUCUGAAAAAUACAUAUUAAUGGAGAUGUUCUUAAUUCUUGGUAAUGUGGAGAGAGAGAGAGAGAGAGAGAGAGAGAGAGAGAGAGAGAGAGAGAGAGUUUAAGUUUACCAUACUUUUCAUGUACUGUGUACCACUUAUUUCGCGAAACUUUAAUUUUUGCAAAAGACUAGUUUCGCGAAAUUACGCGUAAAGGAUGUUAUCGCGAACAAAAUGUUAUUUAGAGUAAUUCAUAGGUUAUGAAUCAUUGUUAUUUUGUAGAGUAUUCAUCGUUAACAUAACUAUCCAUUGAUUGAAAAAUGUUUUGAACUGAAAAUUUAUUUACUUUUAAGAGUGAGAUGAAAUAUUUAUGAAAAUAAGUUCUUCUAUUUGUUUCUUAUUCUCUCGUUGUUGCAAACACAAAACUCUGUUAAGGAAGUUUGCUGCCGAGAUGAAAAUCAUGAAGUAUUUUUAAAAAGAAUAUGUUCAUUGUAUGUGUAUCUAAGUUCUUUAAGAACCCAAGAGAAAAGUGGGGACCUGUGUAUAUAUUUAAAAUGAACCAGAUGGCACUAUCUAAGAGCAAGAUAGGACAUGUAGGAUGCCUGUAAAAAGAAAUAAUCACCAUCAUGAAUGGACGUGUAGGUAACCAAAGCCACAGGAUUGACAGGGAUUUUUUAAAAGCAAAUUUUGGGUUUCAGAAGAAAAUGAAAAGUUGCAGCUCACACAAAAUUUGGUAAGUUUUAAAGGUAGGCAAGUGUGUGCUCUAUAUUUUGAAGCAACAUUUAACAAAUAACUCCAAAGUCAAUGUUUGGCACACACAAAAAAUGUGAAAAUUCGGAAUUUUUAUUGACUUUGACCUUCCUGUGAACUUAGAAUAGGUCAUCUCUUAAAACUGAUACUCAUUUUGUGAUACACAUGAUCUGGUUGACCAAAUAAUGUUCUUCAGUUUUGUUCAUGCUGACUUCUCAAGGGGGGGGGGGGUAUCCUACCCCUACUCUAUAAAUUUUGAAUUUAAGAUCUACUGUAAGAGCCUUUUGUUAUGAGUAGGACGACUGAAUUUUCAUAAUAAAAUCCAAUGUACAUGUA